CACACCGCCCUCACACAGCUCCGACACCGCCCUCCCGGCGCCCCCGCCGCCCUCACACAGCCCGGCCUCUCCACGCAGGCGCCGCCGCCGGCGCUUCCGGCAGCGCUGCGCUGGAUGGCGGGGCCCGGGGCUGCGGAGCCCGGGGAGGGAUGGACGGAGGAGCCGCAGGAGCCCGGCGAGGGAUGGACGGAGGAGCCGUGGGGCAGACGGACGGCGGAGCGGCGGCGGCUGUGGGUGCCGGGCGGGCGCUGGCUGGCGGCCGUGCUGCCGCUGCUGCUGGUGCCGCUGCCCUGCGCAGGCCAGAGCAGCCUGCCGAGCCCAGAGGACGUGCGGGUGCACGUGGUGAACACCAACUUCACCCUGAGCUGGGGGUACAGGGGCAGUGACCCCCGGGUGACAUUCUCAGCACAGUUCCAGUGGCCGGAGCUGGAGGACGCGGGCUGGCGGGAGCUGCCGGGGUGCCAGGCUGUGGCUGCCACGGGCUGUGACUUCUCCUCGGCCAUCUCCGAGUACUAUGACGCCCACUACGUGCGCGUGAGGGCCCAGGCAGGGCCGCUGCUGUCCCCCUGGUCCCAGGUCCUGGAGAUGGUUCCGGAACAAGUCGCUCAGAUUGGUCCCCCAGGGCUGGAAUUGCAGUCCACAAAUGGAGUUGUAAAAGUUAUCGUUUCUCCUCCGGAAGCAAAUCAGAGGAAAAAAAUGUGGAUCAAUGAUCUGAGUUUUAAAUACAACCUGGUCUUCUGGGAAAACUCCUCACAUGCUCAGCUCCAGAGCAAAACUGUUUUCCCUGUUGACACCAUUGAUGACCUUGCCCCAGACAGCACCUAUUGCUUCAAAGUCCAAGCAAACCUCCCCACGGAGGGCAAGCAAGGCUUGUUCAGCCCCACCAGCUGUGUGAAAACCACCCAGAAAGUGAAGGACCUCCUGUGUGCCGCCAACCUGAGUGUCCUGGCUCUGAACAUGAAAUUCCAGCUGCUGUGGAGCACCCAGGAGAAUCAGGGUGUGACCUACAACGUGCAGUACCUGCUUGGCUUCUUGAAGACGCUCCACGAUGAUUACUCAGAGAAGUGGCUCAGUGUGCCCAGCUGUGAGAACAUCACCAGCACCUGCUGCAACUUCACCUCCAUCAUCACCCCCGCUGGAUUUUAUUACCUGCGAGUGCAGGCCAGGCAGGGACACCAAUCCUGCUUCUCCAGGGAAGUCAGAGUGGAUCCUCUGAAAACAAAUGGAAUUGGCCCUCCUGGUGUAAGGCUGGACCUCAGUGACACUUUGCUCCACAUCCUUAUUUCUCCUCCGGGAGGAGAUGAGGAGGAAGUCAUGAGGGACCAUUAUGACUUGUCCUACAGGAUCCUGUACUGGAAGAAUUCCUCAGAUAUGGAGGAGGAGGUGAAGCAGAAGGAGGUGAAGCAGACCAUAGCCAUGGUCCCUGAUGUGUCCCCCUCCGCGCUGUACUGUGUCAAAGUGCAGGCCUUCUCUGAGCCCUACAACAAAAGCAGUGCCUACAGCCAGCAGGAAUGCAUCCACACCCCUGCAGGUACACAAUUGCCUCUGAUUAUUUUUGGGAUUUUCAUGGGUGCCCUGCUGGUUGUCCUGCUGGUGGCCACUCCUCUUGUUUUUGUGCUCUACCAAGCCUACAACAAAAUCAGAUACGUGUUCUUCCCCUCCUGCCAGCCUCCCCUGAACAUCGAGGGGUUUGGAGCACAGCCCUUCAGCAGCCCUUACCUGUCAGCUGCAGCAGAGGAAUCCGUGGAAAAUUGCUGUGUGAUUGAGUCCAUGAUCACAGAAGAGGGAAACCAGAUUGUUUUUACAGACUACAAACAUUCCAGCCAGAGCAGUCGAGACUCAGGGAAUUAUUCCAACGACGACAACACUUCUGGGAGCAAAGGAUCCAAAGAAACACUGGAAAAGGAAGUGGUGUAACUUUGGGAAAUCAGAAUUCCUUUAUGGGAUUGCCAACUUCACAAACACUUCAAGCCUCUUUGUGGUGGAAGUCCCAGCCUGAGGGGGACACUGUGACCUUUGGGAUUCUCAGGGGGACACUGUGACCUUUGGGGUUCUCAGGGCACACUGUGACCUUUGGGAUCCUCAGGGCACACUGUGACCUUUGGGAUCCUCGGGGACACUGUGACCUUUGGGAUCCUCGGGGACACUGUGACCUUUGGGGUUCUCAGGGGGACACUGUGACCUUUGGGAUUCUCAUGGCACACUGUGACCUUUGGGAUUCUCAUGGCACACUGUGACCUU
Motacilla alba alba is the source of this 2241-nucleotide messenger RNA. Its product is annotated as interferon alpha/beta receptor 1-like. The record is from RefSeq and is a predicted model, not a curated record. The transcript is spliced from 11 exons. Gene Ontology annotation, molecular function: protein binding. Bases 115 to 1917 code for a protein of 600 amino acids. Lineage: Eukaryota; Metazoa; Chordata; Aves; Passeriformes; Motacillidae.